AUGUCUGUUGCUGCUGACAUCAUUGUAGUUAACAGGACAGUCUGGGUGCAAAGCAUGGGCUAUGGGGCGAAGUUUCUCCCCCAGUUGCUGGGUACUGCUGGAUACUGGGCUAUUGUUCCCCAUGUUGGGAACUUUGCUAAUCCUGUUGCUUAA
This is a messenger RNA of Dacryopinax primogenitus, 153 nucleotides long. RefSeq lists its product as uncharacterized. The coding region runs from base 1 to 153 and encodes 50 amino acids. The transcript has 2 exons. The record is from RefSeq and is a predicted model, not a curated record. NCBI's taxonomy places the organism in Eukaryota, Fungi, Basidiomycota, Dacrymycetes, Dacrymycetales, Dacrymycetaceae.